GGAAGCGGAGUUUCCGGCUGACUGCUGCGGAGGGAGAGGACUGCUAACGCCGUGAAACCCCGAGAUAAAACGCCGUCGGCUGGGGGGGGGGGGCUUACAUACUUAAGCAUUUCUAGUGGUCGUUUUCUUUCAUAUCGGGGCAUCUGGGGGUAGGUGAUAUAUUUUUUUUUACGGGAGGGGGUCGGGCAGCAAACCGAGCUAAGUAGCGACACAAGGCGGGGGUGAGCCACUAGCUACCGGCAUGGCCAGGGACUACGAUUACCUCUUCAAACUGCUCAUCAUCGGUGACAGCGGAGUCGGGAAGAGCAGUCUUCUCCUGCGAUUUGCAGACAACACAUUUUCAGGCAGCUAUAUCACCACAAUUGGGGUGGACUUUAAGAUACGGACAGUGGAGAUCAAUGGGGAGAAGGUGAAGCUACAGAUCUGGGAUACAGCAGGGCAGGAGCGCUUUCGCACCAUCACCUCCACAUACUACAGGGGAACACAUGGGGUCAUAGUGGUAUACGACGUCACGAGUGCUGAGUCCUUCGUCAACGUCAAACGAUGGUUACAUGAAAUCAACCAGAACUGUGACGAUGUGUGUCGAAUAUUAGUUGGAAACAAGAACGACGACCCCAACUCCAAGGUAGUCGAGACAACUGACGCGCAGAAGUUUGCUGAGCAGAUGGGAAUCAACCUGUUUGAGACGAGUGCAAAAGAAAACAUCAAUGUUGAAGAGAUGUUCAACUGCAUCACAGAGCUAGUGCUAAGAGCCAAAAAGGAGGUGCUAGCCAAGCAGCAGCAGCAGCAACAGAACGACGUGGUCAAACUCACUCGGAACAGUAAACGAAAGAAAAAGUGCUGCUAGCAAACUCGAAGCCAUCCACAAAAGGCCAGCGGCAUCUUUUCUUCACACAUACACAUGCACACACAAUGGGACUCCGAGCAUCUAAAUUAAAGAGCAGAUUAAAAUUUAAUAAAUAUACAGUGAUAUAUACAAAAAUAUACAAAAAAAAUGGAACAAAAUGUCCCUUUUGGACAGACUAAUCAAGGAGACUGUAAAAAAAAUGUCUACAGGUUUUAUCAGCGACAGAUCAAGUUUUAUUUAGAAUUCAGCAGAUGGAUACGAUUGACCCGAGGUCCUCGUUUCUUAAAGGAUCUGCAAGCUGACAACUGACUGCCAUAUCUCCAAGAUUUAUAUCUACAUAAUCUGCAUAUUCUUCCAUCAGUCUCAUCUCUCCUUCUCAUUCCACUGCACAUGGGACAUACAGAGUCGAGUCAGACUCUGCGCCUGAGGAGAAGGAAGACUCGCCUCUUUUGGAUUUGUUUCUUUCUAGUUUUAUUUUUUGGGGGAGGGGUGGGUUGGGGCUGCCUGUUUGGUCAGGUGCUCUUUGGAACAGGCACCUGGGUGAAAGCCUAGGUCUCACCACCUCUGCAGUUUCUGCCUUUCAGACACUGGUGUUUACGUGGCUCACGCCAACAGAUCGAUGACUGCCAGGUUUUGUUUUGACUUGAUGGGGAAAAGGAAAUCACAUGGAUGGUGAUGAUGAUUGGUAGACAACCUCUAAUCUGAUGGACAGAACUGGUGACUUCCCAUUAUUUCUCUUUGUCUGCUUUUGCCAAGCUUCCAACCCUCUCCCCUCUAACCUCCAGUAGUGCUGAGCCAACAAUAAUUGAUUUUUCUAUUUUCUUUUUGUCUUUGUGUUGAAGUGCAGCAGAGCAGAUGAUCUACUCCUUGCGCUCUUGGACGUUCAGCUCUGACUGCAUCGGUCACUGCAGUCUUACUAUGCUAUCAAAGUUUGCUUUUAAAACCUUUUCCUCCACCUUAAAAAAACAACAACAAAAGUGAUACUGCCAAUGUAGUAGAAAAAAAUAGCAGGCGCUCAGUGUCUCCUCUCAUUGGAAUGUUGCCGUAGUGACCCCUGGUUGCCCAAGAGGUGGGGUGAAUCAGAGUCUGAUUGGAUCCUGUUGAGUCCUCAGGAAGUGCCCAGGACUCUCUCUGAUUCUACGUUUCUGCAGCCACCAGCCUUCAUUUACCCAACACCCACAUAUCGCCACCUCUCACAGCAAUGGACUAACUUCCUGUAAUUGGUCACUGACUGGGAUUGAGGACGCUGUUACUUUGGAAACAGACCCCUCUGAGUCAUUCAAUCUACAGCAGAAUUUUUGCUCUUGGUUUUUGUGCAUGUAACACUUUAUUUGAAUGGUAUUUAAAAGGUUUUGCCUGACAUGCAUUUAAACUGUCAAGGACUUACUGUUUCCUCAGUUUGCAGAAUAUUCUUAACAGUUAACUGGUGUCAAAAGUCUGAUGUCAAGUUUUAUUUUUUCUGCUCUUCUCUGUCACAAAGUCCCCGGCUACCUGUUCAACUGAAGUGUUACUGGACCGUGUUUACCGUUACCGUGUUUUCUGCAUCCACGAAGAGAGUGUGGCAAAGUGUGGGACUAUUAUUGUAAGAACACAUGGGGAUGAACUGCAGCACUGGAUCUCAAGUGUGUUCAGGCCUGAGCUCCUCUCCCUCUUCACAUGCACCACCAGGGUUCGUCCCACAACCAACACAUUAUACAUCUAUAACAAAUGUUUUUGAUUUUGGGAGGGUAAUAAAUGAAGAGAAAGCUUUAGGCACCGGCCAAGAUUCUGUUGGAAAUAGCAGUUUAGUUUUCAUCUUCUCGGCAGACUCUGGAAGGCAGUGUGGGAUCCUGAUGAACGUCGCAAGGUCACUGUGACCUCCAUGGCCCAGAAAUGGUAUAAAAUCUCACACUUGAGAUUGAUUUCUGUUUAUUAUGUGUAUGUAUAUAUAAAUAUAUUUGUGUGUUUAUAUUCAAUAUAGAACAUACACACAUAAUUAGCACACCAAAUUGCGCAUGUGUCAGACAUGCCCGUGUGCUGUGUUUAAACACACUCAUCAGCUGUGGUUUGCUGUACACUGGAGAAAAAGAGAUGUACUAUUCAUUUUUCCCUACAUGAAUUUAAUCAGUAAUAAACAUUUUAAAAGAAUAAAUAUUUGACACAA
Molecule: messenger RNA, 2990 nt
Organism: Scophthalmus maximus (turbot)
Lineage: Eukaryota; Metazoa; Chordata; Actinopteri; Pleuronectiformes; Scophthalmidae
Gene: rab35b
Product: RAB35, member RAS oncogene family b
Exons: 6
Coding region: 242-847 (201 amino acids)
Biological process (GO): endocytic recycling
Cellular component (GO): endosome membrane; plasma membrane
Molecular function (GO): GTPase activity; GTP binding
Source: RefSeq, a predicted model, not a curated record